Molecule: messenger RNA, 1493 nt
Organism: Erigeron canadensis
Lineage: Eukaryota; Viridiplantae; Streptophyta; Magnoliopsida; Asterales; Asteraceae
Product: cyclin-D4-1-like
Exons: 6
Coding region: 277-1287 (336 amino acids)
Biological process (GO): mitotic cell cycle phase transition; regulation of cyclin-dependent protein serine/threonine kinase activity
Cellular component (GO): cytoplasm; cyclin-dependent protein kinase holoenzyme complex; nucleus
Molecular function (GO): cyclin-dependent protein serine/threonine kinase regulator activity
Source: RefSeq, a predicted model, not a curated record
UAACCAUGCCCUAAAGCCAAAAACCCCUUCACACACGCCGCAUUCUUUGCUCUUUAUUAUUUAACUCUCACUCUGUUUCUUGAUACUUAAAAAACAACGGAGCAAAUAUAGCCUUGAUUCAUCUCAAAUCUUCAAUCAAGAUCCAUUUUAUUUUCUACACAAUACCCAUCUUUUAAUUUGUAUAUAUUUCUUCAUUUCUAUAUAUUAAAUCAUUAAAUCACACACAUUGGGGAAAACCCAAGUGAAAAUUUUAGUGCUUUUUGAAGCUUCUUGUUAAUGGCUGAUUGCCCAUUAUCAAGUUUAUUAUGUGCAGAAGAUAAUGAGAGUAUAUGUUAUAAUAAUAAUGAUGAUGAAAAUGAUGAUGCAAAUGUAAAUGUUGAAAAUGGAUUAUGGGAUUAUGGAAAUGUUAUUAAUAAAAAUCAUAACUUUACCAAGAAUCUUGAAACAGAGUGCUCUGUUUUUGAUUUUCCUAUGCAAAGUGAUGAGUGUUUGUCUUUGUUGAUUGAAAAAGAAUGUCAACAAUUUGUGGGGUUUGAUUAUUUGAUCAAAUUAAGAAAUGGGAACUUGGAUUUAGUUGCUAGACAACAAGCUGUUGAUUGGAUUAGAAAGGUACAUGCUCAUUUCAACUUUGGACCAUUAUGUGCAUAUUUAUCUAUCAACUACUUGGACAGAUUUCUUGCUGUCUAUGAAUUUCUUAAAGACAAAUCUUGGAUGAUGCAAUUGCUAGCUGUGGCAUGUUUAUCAAUUGCAUCCAAAAUGGAAGAAACUGAAGUGCCUUUUAUUCUUGAUUUACAGGUUUGUGAAGCAAGAUUUAUAUUUGAAGCAAAAACCAUUCAGAAAAUGGAGCUUCUUGUGUUGACCACAUUGAAAUGGAGGAUGCAAACUGUAACUCCGUUUUCUUUCAUCGACGCUUUCAUUGGGAAGCUUAAUUGUGAUCAACCUGUUUCAAGAUCCAUAAUCUUUAGAUCUACCCAAAUUAUAUUAUGCUUGAUUAAUGGGAUUGACUUUUUGGAAUUUAGAGCUUCUGAAAUAGCAGCAGGAGUGGCCAUUUCUGUGGUUGGACCAACCGAAAUGUCUGUUCUCUUUCAUUUUGUACAAAAGGAAAGAACACUUAAAUGUGUAGAAUUAGUGAAUGAGUUGAGUGGUGGUCGUACCAAGAGCAUAAAGAGUGGUACAGUGCCACGAAGUCCUGUUGGUGUUCUUGAAGCAUCAUGUUUUAGUUACAAUAAAAGUGAGGAUUCAGGUGUUGAGUCAACUGCUAGUAAAAGGAGAAGGCUCAAUACUUGAACACCACCUCAUUUGGAGCUUUAGAUUAUCAGAUGGAAAUAAUAUGUUUGCUUUUUUUCUUUUAAUUCUAUUUAUUUUUUGGUAGGAUGUGUGUUUUAUGUGCUUAUGACUUUGUCUAAGGAAAAAACAUUGAGUCAUGGGCUUCUAUUUUGUUAUUUUUUUUGAAAAUGAAGCAUAAUGAAAAUAUAAAUACAAAUUUUGUUUUA